Epinephelus lanceolatus (giant grouper) is the source of this 1627-nucleotide messenger RNA. RefSeq names its product S100 calcium binding protein, beta (neural) (gene s100b). Gene Ontology annotation, biological process: positive regulation of cell population proliferation; positive regulation of canonical NF-kappaB signal transduction. NCBI's taxonomy places the organism in Eukaryota, Metazoa, Chordata, Actinopteri, Perciformes, Serranidae. Gene Ontology annotation, cellular component: cytoplasm; nucleus. The record is from RefSeq and is a predicted model, not a curated record. Gene Ontology annotation, molecular function: S100 protein binding; calcium-dependent protein binding; RAGE receptor binding.
CCACCACACUGCUGCAGUAUAAAGUCUGCUGUUCAUCCUCAGCCUCCACCCACUGGACUCCAACAAACACAACUUCAGCUUGAACUCACAGUGAGGUGAAAGAAGACAGAUGACAAUGACCGACCUGGAGACCUCGAUGGCGACCAUCAUCGCCGUGUUCCAGAAGUACUCGGAAAGAGAAGGAGACAAACACAAACUGAAGAAGAGCGAGCUGAAGGAUCUGCUCAACGACGAGCUGCCGGAUCUGAUGGGGCAUGUGAAAGACCAGGCUACACUCGACAGCCUGAUGGAGAGCCUGGACGCCGACGGCGACGCCGAAUGCGACUUCCAGGAGUUCAUGACAUUCAUCUCCAUGGUUACCGUCUGUUGCCAUGAGUUCUUCGAGCACGAGGACGAGUGAAGGAGGAGGAGGGCGAGCAGGGAGACAAAAGAGGGGGAGCUACAGUAAAUUAUAAAGAAGGAGAAGAAGCCUAGCAACGCACAACCUGUGGGUGCAGUCGGCGCAGCGCAGGCUGGGAACGCAACUCCAGCCAGCAGCCAAAACAUUAUUGGCUGGUGGCUGGCAGACAGUCCAGUCUAGUAGCUAAAAUCAACCUUGUUCUUUUUCUAUUUGAGUCUAAAUACCUAGAUGGCUUGUAAAGGCUUCAAAAAGGCUUUGGGAUUUUAGUGUGGCUCUGAAGUUUGUUCCAAAACUAGACACCGAUUUCUAAAAGUAGUUUCUUCUGCACAUCAGAUGCUAGUUGGCUGCAGAAAUUGGUACUUUUUGAUCGCCACUUUAGAGUAAUUCCCAGUCUCUUUCUAAAUAUCAAACUGUUUAAAACAAUUUAGAAGAGUUAUCUAGAUUUUGGCUACCAGCUUUGGCUACCAAGAUCUGCCAAAAUAUGAUCAAUAAUUCAAGUUUCCUCUGGUGAAAGGGCCAGUAAAGUUGUAAAAAGGACCAGUAAGUUUGUCCACACUUAGUCAAGCAGCCUCCAAUCAUUCUUUUGAGAUUUCACACAUAGCAUUUUAGGAGGCCAGUAAAUCGAUAAAACACUAUUAUCACGAGGUCAGUAUAACCUGGGGAUCUUAAACCCAUGUGGAACUGCCAUGUCCGUAACUUGUCAAGUAACAACUCUACCCCCAAAUUACCUAUCAUGUUCCACCAAACACAGACGUCAUGUGAGAAUAUUAGUUCCUGAUUUGGGGCUGGUUUUGUUUGUUUGGCUUUCUGUCUCUGCGACUCUUUUUCUGCAUCCUUCCUAGUCGAGAAAUUUGGAGGCUUUGGCGGCAUUUUUGGAACAAAUUCAGGAGGCUCACAGCAUUGAGACCCACCCUAAGCAGCACGUGUCCAAUGCCUGUUUUCACAUUUUUAGCAGCCAUUGUUCUUGACGUUGGGAAGCGGAUGUUACACAAAGGCUCGACAUCAUAUUUGUUUGAUAAUUUCAGUAAAUUUGAGCAGAAUACAGAUUCAUCCCGCGUGAUUGUGGCACUUGAAACAGACACUGGGGAGCUGAUCGAAGGCCUUGUCCACACGAACGUGGCUAUAUUUGAAAAUGUAGCCUUUUCUUAUGCAAACUGCUCUUUAGGUCACUGAAAACUGAUCUCUGGAUGAAGUUGUUUAGAAACUCUGUUUUCAGCCCAGCUGCCC